ACACUGCAAACACGUCCAUCAGGAGCUCAUCCUUUUGCAUCCAACUGCUAUUGGCCUAGCAACGACAUCAAAUUCUAGCUCCCAAGUUUCUGGCUAGUAUAGGCCAACAAGCUAGCUCCAACCAUGCCGGCAAAUAUGAUAUCCAAGAUCCUUGAGAAGGCUGUCCUUCCACUGGAGGUUAUUGCACCCCAUGUGAAAACUGAAGCUGCUCGGACCAGCGUUCUUCGCAAUCCGAACAUGGAAAAGCUUCAGAAGGGCUACUUGUUCCCGGAGAUUAGCAUGAAGCAUGAGGCUCACCUGAAGAAGUACCCUGACGCUAAGGUCAUAAGCUUGGGUAUCGGUGACACAACUGAACCCAUUCCAAGGGUCAUAACGUCAGCUAUGGCUGAGUAUGCACUGGCGUUAUCCACCCCAGAAGGUUAUCAGGGUUACGGACCGGAGCAAGGUCAAAUGAACCUGCGCAAGGUCAUAGCUGAGAAAGUGUACCCAAACAUGGGGAUAAAGGAGUCUGAGGUGUUCAUCUCGGACGGAGCGCAGUGUGACAUUGCACGCCUGCAGAUGCUGUUCGGGCCCAACGUGACCAUCGCCGUCCAAGAUCCCACCUUCCCGGGCUACGUGGACAACGGCGUGAUCGUGGGGCAGACCGGCGAGGCGGACGAGGCCGGCAAGUACGCCGGCAUCUCCUACAUGCGGUGCGCGCCGGAGAACCACUUCUUCCCGGACCUCUCCCGCGUGCCGCGCACCGACGUCAUCUUCUUCUGCUCGCCCAACAACCCGACGGGCCACGCCGCGUCGGCCGCGCAGCUGCGGGAGCUCGUGGACUUCGCGCGGCGGAACGGGUCCAUCAUCGUGUUCGACGCGGCGUACGCGUGGUACGUGUCCGACGAGGAGGAGGCCGGCGGCGGCGACAACAAGAAGCCGCGGUCCAUCUACGAGGUGCCCGGCGCCCGGGAGGUGGCCAUCGAGAUCUGCUCCUUCUCCAAGUUCGCCGGGUUCACGGGCGUCCGGCUCGGCUGGGCGGUGGUGCCCGGCGAGCUCCGGUACGCGGACGGCUCCCCCGUGGCGCGCGACUUCGACCGCAUCGUGUGCACCUGCUUCAACGGCGCCUCCAGCGUCGCGCAGGCGGGGGGGCUCGCCUGCCUCGCCACGGAGGAAGGCCGGGCCGCCGUGCGCCGCGUGGUGGGCGUGUACAAGGAGAACGCGCGGGUGCUGGUGGACACGUUCGCGUCGCUCGGCAAGGAGGUGUACGGCGGCGCCGACUCGCCCUACGUGUGGGUGCGCUUCCCGGGGCGCCGGUCCUGGGACGUCUUCGCGGAGAUCCUCGAGAAGACGCACGUCAUCACCGUGCCGGGCAGCGGGUUCGGCCCCGGCGGCGAGGGGUUCGUCAGGGUCAGCGCCUUCAACAGUAGGGACAGGGUGCUGGAGGCCGCCGCCAGGCUCAGGAAAUACCUCGCCUGAGUACCGACUUGCACGGGGCAUAUACACA
Molecule: messenger RNA, 1486 nt
Organism: Panicum hallii
Lineage: Eukaryota; Viridiplantae; Streptophyta; Magnoliopsida; Poales; Poaceae
Product: aminotransferase ALD1 homolog
Exons: 8
Coding region: 124-1458 (444 amino acids)
Biological process (GO): systemic acquired resistance, salicylic acid mediated signaling pathway; L-pipecolic acid biosynthetic process
Cellular component (GO): chloroplast
Molecular function (GO): pyridoxal phosphate binding; L-lysine:pyruvate alpha-transaminase activity
Source: RefSeq, a predicted model, not a curated record